AUGGAAAUUACAGAGGAAGAAGAAGGUUCAGAGGUACCUUUGGUACCACUACUUCGACCUGGCUCUCAUCCCGAGGUGCGAGUGAGAGAUAUUGAAAGCGAGAAACCACAAGCUAAUACUCGACCAAGAAAAAACGAAUUUGAGCCAUAUUUACACGGUGAUAUAGCGAACAUUUCACAGUACACAGCUACAAAUGUUGAAUACGCUAAACGUCCUACCAAGAUACAAAAAAUUGAAAAAGCUGACACCUUAGACGUCCCUUCACUAAUUCAGAAAACUCCUUACGACUACGACGACCUAUUUAUGCCUGAAUGGUUCGAUAGAUCAUCGAUUCAUAGAUUAGAGGCUCUUUCCAUUCCCGAAAUAAAUGAUGAGGAUUGCAGCUUGACACCUGACGAUUACAUUGCUAUUAGAAAUUAUAUGAUCGAUGCCUACAGAGCCAGCCCAGCAUACUAUUUAACAAUAUCGACAUGCACAUCCAAGUUAGAGACAGAUUUACCCAUACUUGUUCGUAUACAUAGUUUCUUGGAAAUGUAUGGGCUCAUCAAUUCUCACGUUGAUCCAAGACGGAGGAUUUAUGACCCCUAUAUUGACACUGACCCUAACGCGGAACUGAAACCUAAAUCACAGCGAAACUUUGCAGAUAUCGAUAAAGCUGAUAUGCAAUAUCUACGCGACCUUAUUUACAAACAUGAUUCGUCAGGACAUUCUCAUUGGAAACUGUCCGUGGAAGAUCCAAAAAAUUCUGAUAGACGCAGAAUCUUUAUUUGUUGUACCUGCAGAACAGAUUGUAGCGCAGUACGUUAUCAGUCAUUAAAAGCAAAAGACUAUCAGGUUUGCAUCGAUUGCUUUCUAGAAGGCCGAUAUUCUGCUGUCUAUUCAAGUGCUGAUUUCUUGCGUGUUGAGGGUACGGGUGGAUCAGCAGAGUUGGAAAUGGAUGAACAGCAACCAUGGUCAGAUCAGGAAAUUUUACGUUUGCUCGAAGGUGUUGAUCGAUACGAUGAUGAUUGGUUAAUGAUAUCAGAACAUGUUGGAAGCCGCUCCAAAGAACAAUGCAUCACUCAAUUCCUACAGUUACCUAUUAAUGAUGAAUUUUUGACGGCAACACUUUCUGAAGAAGAGUUAGUAGAGACUCCGUUCGAUGACACCACAAAUCCAGUAAUGAUGAUGAUUUCAUUCUUGGCUGCCCAUAUCAACCCAGGCAUCGCAGCAGCAGCAUCUAAAGCUGCGUUGAAAAUCCUUAUUGAAUCGGAUGAAACGAAUGAUUCAAUGGAUGUCAAUUCAACGGAGGACGCGACAAAGGAGAAAAUGGAUAACAUAAAGACGGACGAAGAUGAUGUCUAUGAGGAAAGUAAAAUAGAUGAUAUUAAAGCAAAUAAUGCCAAUAAAGGUGUAUUUUCAAAGGAAACUAUAAGAAGAGCUACAAUGGGUGCCUUGAAUUGUGCAGUCCAAAAAGCAGGAAAGCUGGCAGACUACGAGCAUCAAGAAAUUCAGCACUGGACACGUUUAGCAGUCAAAACAAUGGUCGAUAAGUUGUCUUUAAAAGUAGGCCAAUACGAAGAAUUGGAAACCUCACUCUUAAAUGAAGCACAAGAAUUAGAAAAGCAACAGAGCCAAAUAGCAAAUUCAAUUGAAGCUUUACGAACUCCUAAAGACGAUCACCAACAGCAACUGCAGCAACAGGAUCAUAAUAAAUAA
Molecule: messenger RNA, 1698 nt
Organism: Mycotypha africana
Lineage: Eukaryota; Fungi; Mucoromycota; Mucoromycetes; Mucorales; Mycotyphaceae
Exons: 3
Coding region: 1-1698 (565 amino acids)
Biological process (GO): positive regulation of DNA-templated transcription
Cellular component (GO): SWI/SNF complex
Molecular function (GO): histone binding; zinc ion binding; DNA binding
Source: RefSeq, a predicted model, not a curated record